Molecule: messenger RNA, 2427 nt
Organism: Ooceraea biroi (clonal raider ant)
Lineage: Eukaryota; Metazoa; Arthropoda; Insecta; Hymenoptera; Formicidae
Product: carnitine O-acetyltransferase
Biological process (GO): carnitine metabolic process, CoA-linked
Cellular component (GO): peroxisome
Molecular function (GO): carnitine O-acetyltransferase activity
Source: RefSeq, a predicted model, not a curated record
GGUGAUCGUUUAUUACAGAUCGCCACUCAAUCGACCACCGUGAUCCGAACGCGGAUAAGCGCUUCUUCUGAUCGAACACGAUUGGAGUAACUUGCAUUUACACAGCGAUAAGACAGGCAAUGACAUUUGCAGUUCUGCAACUUGAACUUUAAUCAUAUUUGCAUGCGGCAGUUACCGCUCCUAUUACUCAGUGUUUCUUCUACUCGGCGAGCAGAAUUUCUACCAUAUGGGCAUCAACACAGUGGAACUGCGCUCAUCUUCUUUAGAGAAACCAGCGAUGUACAAAGUGCUGUCCAAUGUAUCAAAGUAUACAGUCUACAAUGGGCUGCGUCACACAUCAACAGCCAUUCACACACCAUACAUAACAAGCUUAAAUCUCAAUAAGCAACCACUUCCCAGGCAGCCUGUGCCUGAUCUCAAGCAGACCGCGGAACGUUAUUUAAGGUCUGUAAAACCGCUGCUGACUGACCAGGAGUAUGAAAAUACGGAGAAGAUUGUAGGUGAAUUUGUACGCGAUGGUGGUGCUGGACCUCGAUUGCAUACCAAGUUACUGGAGAAAUAUCAGAAUACUGACAACUGGAUGAAAGACUGGUGGUUGCGAGCUGCGUACUUGGGGUAUCGCGCUCCGGCGAUUAUAAAUUCCAGUCCUGGAACUGUCGGACCGUCAGUUACCUUCCGCAGACCAGAUGACAUCUACGUGUUUGCUGCACGUCUCAUUGCUGGAGUGUGCGAUUACAAUGAGAUCGUCAAGAGUGGAAAGAUGAAGCAAGAAAUGGUCCGUAAUGAUCCGCUCGACAUGCAGCCAUAUGGCAUGGUACUUGGCACUCACAGGCAACCUGAUGAAGGAGUUGACAAACUUUUGCACACAGACGAAGCCAGACACGUAAUAAUUAUAAACAAUAAUAACUUCUUCAAACUUUGCGUCGUCGAUGAGAACGGCGUUUUGAGCGAGGCUAAGCUCGUGGCUGCUAUAAAAGAUAUCGCUGAUCGUUCGUGCGUGUCAGGGAAACCCGUCGGAAUUUUAAGUGGAAAUGAUAGAGACACUUGGGCAAAGGAUCACAGCUUACUUUCAGAAUUGGGUAACAACAGACGUAUAAUCAGAGACAUAGAGACGUCAUUGUUCGUAUUGUGUCUGGACAAGAAUAUGCCGGAAGGUGCGUUCAGGGAAAAAAAUAAUGCAUCCGUUAGAGCGGUUCAGGCCAUGACAGGCUUCGACAGCUCCGUAAAUGCAGGCAACAGGUGGCACGAUAAAACUAUACAGUAUAUAGUAUCCGCAGAUGGCUACGUCGGCAUGGAAUACGAGCACAGUCCAUGCGAAGGUGGCCCGGUUGCUGUUCUUCAUGAUUAUGUAUUAAAAUACAUAUCGGCGAGGGAGAACAGUGCGAGGCGUGAAAGCCCCAAGGACUUUCCUCGAGCUGAGCUUUUGAAGUUCGAGACCAACGACGCGACAGAUCGUGCGAUCAAGAAAGCUACUGAUGCAGUAGACAAUCUCUCGAGAAACAUAGACAUGGAGUGUUUUACGUUUGACAAGUUCGGCGCGGACGCGAUAAAGGCGAUUAAACUAAGCCCCGACAGUUUUAUCCAGAUAGCGAUGCAGGUGACCUUCUACAAUUUACACGAGAAACCGCCAGCUCAUUACGAGAGCGCCGCAUUACGAAGGUUCAUCAAUGCUAGGACCGAGUGCAUCAGAUCCACGUGCAUCGAGUCGGUCGAAUUCGCGAGAAUGAUGCUUCACGACGCCAAUUCCAAGAGCAAAGCGCAAAAGAAGGAAACGAUGAUCAGAGCUAUAAACGCUCACAAAGAACUUGCUGGACAAGCGGCGAUGGGCCAAGGCGUCGAUCGGCACUUGUUCGGCUUAAAAAUGAUCGCUCAAAGCGAAGGUAUGGAGCUUCCAGAAUUGUACAAGGACGUUAGCUACACCAGAAGCACAUAUUUCAAUUUAACGUCGAGUCAGGUACCGUACAAAUCAGCCUCUUUCAUGUGCUACGGACCAGUCGUUCCCGAUGGUUACGGAUGCUGUUACAAUCCGCGACCGAAGGAUAUCCUAUUCGCCUGUUCCUCGUUCAAGUCCUGCGGGAGGACCAGCACGAGAGAUUUCGCUCGCGUUUUACAGCAGACUCUGUGCGACAUGCGAGCCAUAGGAAGCGAGAGUACAUAGUAGAAAGUCCGUUUUAUCACAAUGAAAAUUCAGUCAAUAUUUACACACUAUUUUUAUAUACUAUGUAAAAUAGCAGAGACGACAGAGCAAUGCGAGUCGAACGGAUCAGCUUUCCGAUAUUUAAUAUUUUAGUAUUUUUAUUUUACUACAAAAUAUAUAUAUAUAUAUAUUGGGAACGGGAAAACUUCGCGGAAUGCUGCGCCGCUUGACUCGAAUUGCUCUGCACAUACAAUCACGUAUCUUCAAUAAAAUUUACACGACUGCUCUAA